Molecule: messenger RNA, 1215 nt
Organism: Brassicogethes aeneus
Lineage: Eukaryota; Metazoa; Arthropoda; Insecta; Coleoptera; Nitidulidae
Source: the annotation of a GenBank genome assembly
AUGAGUGCUGCGAAUAAUAUGACUUCUAUUGUGGAAAAAAUAGCGAAGACCAUCCCUUUAGCUGAGUACGAUGUGGAUUACGGCGAAGGCAAUGAAAAAGGGGAAGGAUAUUUGGGCGAAAUGUCGUUUGUUAAAAUAACACCAAAGGGAAAUGGAAAGACCUACAACAUUGCAAUUAAACGGGCUUUCACCAAUAAACCAGUCCGAGAAGAAAUGCCCAUCAGAGAGGUGUUUUUAAAUGAAGUUUAUUUCUACAAAGAGUGCUAUCCUGUUUUGCAGCAAUUACAAAGUGAGUUGGAUUUACCAAAAUUUAAUAAUGCCCCUAAAUGUUUCUACACAAGCACGGAACCCGAAAACGAAUAUAUCGCAAUGGAAAAUUUAAAAGCAUCAGGCUUCGAGCUGUUUCCCAAAGAAAAAAUUGUACCUUACAACCAUAUCGAAUUUAUUUUCAAAAUCUACGCUAAUCUACAUGCAACAUUCUUUGUAUUAGGAAAAACCAAACCGGAAAAGUUCGAAAAAUUCGCUUCAAAUUUUAAAGAACUCUCCAAACAAUUCUUCAGAAACUGUGCUUUUAAAAAUGCAUGGAAUAGUAUGAUCAGACAGACAGUGGAAAAAUUAAUACCUGGCCAGGACGACAAAGCUAUAGAAGUUUAUAAAAAAAAGUAUUGCAACAACGCACUUUCCGUUUUUAUGGAAUCUUGGGCAUAUAAUGGUAAACACCCUGUCAUAAAUCAUGGAGACUGUUGGAGCAACAAUAUGAUGUUUAAAUAUAAUGAACAAAGGAAACUCAUAGACCUAAAGAUAUUAGACUGGCAGCUAGUAAAGGUGGGUUCCCCAGUCCAUGAUUUAUCGUACUGCCUGUACUCAGGAGGUUCAAAGGACACUUUCGAUAGACUGGACGACCUUCUCCAAGUCUACUACAAAAGUUUUAGUGAUGUUUUGAGAAAGGCAGGCCUGAAUUCCGAAGAAGUCUACCCGUCUUCUUUGCUGAAAGAAGAAUGGAAAGAAUAUUGCAAUUAUGGUUGGAUCAUGAGCUUAACGGUAUUAAGAUUUAAGUUAACAGAUCAAGAGGACAAAGUUGAUUUAAUGGAUAUGACUAACAGUGAUAAUAAGGAAGAAAUGGCUAAAAAAAUGUUGGAAGGAAAACCUUCCGAAGAAUACGAUAGAAGAGUAAGGGAAUUGCUUCUUCACGUACACGAAAUUGGAGCAUUAUAA